AUGCUAAAUGAAGAUGAUCCAUGUCCAAAAUGUGAAGAAGACUGGGAGCAUCACAGAGGAAAGUGUUACUAUUUCUCCACCCAUAAAUUGACCUGGGAAAAGAGCAGAAAUAAAUGCAGAGAUAAAGGAGGAGACCUUGUGAAGAUAGACGGCCGGAACGAACAAAGUUUCCUGGAGAGAAGACUGAGAGAAGUAAUGAUUGACGACGCAGACAAGUUCUGGAUCGGCCUGACAGACUCAGAAGAAGAAGGCCAAUGGUUGUGGGUAGACGGCUCACCGCUGGAUGAAAGUUUUUGGGGUCACUACCAACCAGACAACUGGAUAUGGGAAGAUCUUAAAGGAGAGGACUGUGUGAGGAUGGGGGAGAAAGAUGGAGCUCCUGACCUGAACUGUUGGUUCGAUAAAUCCUGCCAAGUUCCUCACAGAAGUAUUUGUGAGAAACCAGAAAAAAAUCACCAGAAUGUAUCAGAAUGUGUCUAAAAUUUAGUUCCGGUCAUUAAACAAUCACAGUAGGGUCAUUCCACCUUAAUUCACCGAAUGCCCCAUGCCUAACCACCUUCAAUUUAACAGAUUUUUUAAGAAAUGGUGAAUAUUGAUGGGGUUAACCAUGUAUAAAAUCUGAGGUAAUAGUUAACAUUAGUUUAUGAGUUAAACAUUCUUAAAUAGAAUUGGUUUCAUGUUGACUUUUGCGUUGUUUUUCUCCUUGCCAAUCUGUGGAGUAAUGCUUGAAGUGCCAUAACUUGAAAACUUUUGUAGAUUUAUUAAUAUGUACAGUUGAAACCAGAAGUUUACACACAAUGUAUAAGACACAUGAGACUAAACGUUUCCUGUUGUAGUCUUCCUGAUAUCUUGGAAGAAGUCCGUUUGAGGUGUGCCCUAAAAUACAUCCACAGGUGUGCCUCCAAUUAACUCAAAUGUUGGCAAUUAACCUAUCAAAAGCUUUCAAAGCCAAUGACAUCAUCAUCUGGGACUUCCCAGAUGGUUUGAAGGCAAAGUAAUCUUUAUGUCUAUAAACUUCCUGCUUUGAAGAAAGUGAUAAAAAAAAGAUCUCUCAUCAUUCUAGCAUUUAGCAAAUAGAAAUAAUUUUGGUAAUCCUAACUGACCUAAAACAGGAUGGAUGGAUGGAUGGAUGGAGCUAAUUUGGUCAAAAACCUCGAAUGUUUCUGUCUUCUCCAAUAUUCCACCAUCAAUAACUGUUAUAAAUCGUCUUUCGCCUCGAGGCUGUUUUGUUUCCUGCAAGUGGCACCAAUAAGAGGUUUAAAAAUGUAUAGUAUGGUACCAGUCAGAGGCAGAUACUUUAUGAGAAAAAAAAUAUUGAAAUGAUGCGUUUUGUAUUUAUGGCCAAUAUCAGGACAAUCAUUGAGCAGGUAUGUUGGUGAAACCUCUCCAACUGGAACUGGAAGAGUUAUAUAGUGUUUUUAAGGGGGGUGAGGCUGCUUUUAGAGUGCUUUCACCAUCAUAGCUGCUCAAUGCAUGUUCAAAUAUUGUCCAUAAAUACAGAAAAGGUAUGUCUCUGACUGGUACCAUUCUCUACAUUUUUGAAGCUCCUAUGGGUGUCAAUCACUCGACAAAAAAAAUCUAUCUCUUAGGGUGAAAAACAAAGGGUUAUGGUUGGUGGAACAUUGGAGUAGACAUGGACAUUUUUUAACUAAAUGUACACCAUCAUAUAUCUAGUUUGUAUUGUUCUAUAAAAGCAGGACUGCACCAUUGAAGAACACAUGCACAUAUCAACGAGCCUACAAAAUUUCAGGACUCUACCGGCAUUAUAGCUCAAGUUAUGGCACUUCAAACGCUGAUCAACAGAUCUACGCCAAGAAAACAAUGCAAACAUCCACAAGAUCCCACCUUCUUUAGGAAUGUUUAAAAGUUACGACAUGUGUGACCAAAAAAAUUUAAUACGUUUUACUUAAUAACAUACAUAUGUACCAAAAAAAAAUUGGUGAAUAGAGGUUGAAUGACCCAGUCCAGCUUAUGGAUGCUGUUAAUGUAAAGCUACUACUGCAAAUAUUUAAAGACUCAUUCCCAACCCUGUCUGUUCAGACCCAGGUCACCCUCAGUGCUUCAGUAGGAGGAAACUUUACUUCUUUCUGUGUCUUAAAAACAUUUCAAAUCUCAUCUACGAGGCUUCAAAAAUGCUGGAAAAAGUAAAGUGUAUUUAAAUGCAAAAUUUCGAUCCAUCCUUAUGCACUUGAAGCACAUGUAACAGAUGUUACAGCUGUAUAUGAACCUUGACAGUUCACAUAAAAAUAAAUCAACUGAUGAAUGCAUAAUAAAAAUAAUUUAAACUCAGUUGUUUUGAACAUAUU
Molecule: messenger RNA, 2306 nt
Organism: Amphiprion ocellaris (clown anemonefish)
Lineage: Eukaryota; Metazoa; Chordata; Actinopteri; Pomacentridae
Product: C-type lectin domain family 4 member E-like
Exons: 4
Coding region: 1-480 (159 amino acids)
Source: RefSeq, a predicted model, not a curated record